AUGUGUAAGUAUGUGAAGAUCAUCAUCCUACUAUUAUCAUUGAUCAAAUCCACUGAAACAUUUCGACUUUUCUCAUCCGAUGCUGGAACAUACAAAGAACCGCGACCUUUCUUUACAUCCUCGAAGCAACUCAUUGAUGAUUAUUUCGACGGAAACCUAGCGCCUGUUUCACGAACGAUCAAUUCACACACGUUUGUCUUCGUUAUGUACUAUGCAAAUUUCUGUGGUAUCAGUCGACGUAUGCGUGAUCCGUAUGAAAAAGCCGCUGCGUUCUACCGAGAACGUACUUCAGACGGAAAUGUUACUUUAGAUAAAUUUCAUGUUAAGUUCAUCGCUGUUGAUUGUUUUCAUUAUAAUGGUCAAUGUCGAAAGACGUACAAAUUGAAUUAUUUUCCUCAUAUGUUUUUAUACGUUAAAGGCACGCGAGGCUAUCAAUAUUUUGGACCGGCAAUUGCUUCCAAUAUAAUUGAAUUUAUCGAGAAAAUUCGUAUGCCUGUGAUGAGAUUAACCCAUGUAAAUGAUUUUUUAGAUUUUAUUGUUCAAUACGAAUCAACUGUUUUAGCUUCUUUUGAUUUUUCAAAUGAUUUACAAAGACAACAAUCUUCUCUCUACGUUCAAGCCGCUCUGAAACACAUUGAAUAUGAUAACGAACAUCCUGUACGUUUCGCUAUUAUUCUAAAUCAAUCAAUUACUGAUGAACUAUCACGACUUUAUGUGAAUAAUACGUUCCAAACGCCAUUCGUCGUUCUACAUCAGUUACAUACUGAACCUCAAAUGUUUCCAAAUAUGACGAAUAAUUUUACUAUGGAAAAUCUCUAUCAAUGGAUCAUCAAUGAAGAGUCUGAAGCACAUGUCGGUUGGCUUAUACCGAGAAAUCGUUAUUAUUCGCAUAGUCCGUCGAUUGACAAAGCGACUGUUACUGAUGCGCUGACUGACUACGACAAUCUCCUCUUAUUUUUCACCUCAAACAGACUCGACGAGAUAAAACUGCGUCAAAUUUAUUUCUAUCUUUCAAGUUGCAAUGUUACACAUUCAUCUCGAUGGCUCGAACAACUGGAACGGUUGUAUAAUGAUUCAUUCGCUGAUCUACCGGAGAAUCUGAAUAAGACGCAACUUCAUCGUUUAUCAUCAUGUUGCCAUUAUGCAUUAAGUCAAAUUUCGACAGAUGAUUUAUACAAUAUAUGUUUAUUAAAUUAUCCAUUGUCGCUAUUAAAUUUCUCGAAUAAACAUGCCAAUGUCUGUUUGCCGAUUUUGAAGAUUAAAUCCGUGGAAAAACUCUGUGUGGAACUGUACUGCCAACAAUGGUUGAGAAAUUCAUCGUUAACUUAUGAGAAAAGUUCCAAUACGAAUCGCGACGCUGUUCUCGAUAAGAGACGAGAUAAAUUUUACGAACAAAUUCUCAAAAUUCAACCGAAAAAGAUUCUCGAAGGUAAUAGUUCAACAGAAAAGUAUCGAAAUUUUCUAUGCGGAAUUAACUCAACGUGGGCAAUCCGAUUGAUCAACUCACGGCAUUACCCAAAUUUCGCUCAAAAUAUCGGUAUUAUGAAUACUUCAAGAGCAAUCAUAGUGUUGCAACCAAAACUGUCUGUUAAGAGAAACCAAAGAUUUGUUCGAUUGACUAAGCGUUAUAAAGCUUAUCAACAAGCACAUAACGAACAGCAUUAUAUUCUCAACGAUACUCACAUUACUACUGAAAAUAUCUAUAAACUUAUAUAUGAAAUCUCGCAUAAUGUACGAUCUCGCUCAUACACAAGCAUUCCAAAUGAUGAAGCAGUGAUAAACCAUUCCAAUAAGCUCAUCGAGUUGACAACUGAUACAUUUCAUCCAAUUGUUUUUGAUUCGACUAAGCAUGUUCUGGUCGUUUACUACACAAAAUGGUGCGGAUUUUGUCAAUCCAUCUGGCCAGUUGUAUAUCAAACAAAGAAGUUCUUCGAAAACUUUUCUGAUCUGAUUUUUACUCGAAUACAAGCAGAUAAGCAUGAUCUUCCAUGGCACUUAACUGCAUAUCAUUAUCCGACGAUAAUAUUGUUUCCUGCGAAAAAAAAGAAUCAUUCAAUCGUUUUUCCGACUUCCACCGAAUCGAUCACCAGUGUUAGUCUAAUCAAAUAUCUUCUUUAUCAUCUUUAUAUUCCUGACACUCCCAAUGAUCACUGGUGUCAACCGAGCAAUAAUAGUUUUCUUUCAAUGUUAUCAUCAACAUAUGUAGACUUUUCUCAAAUAUCAUAUUUAGUAAAGUCAUUUUCGUGA
Messenger RNA from Adineta ricciae, 2247 nucleotides. The record is from the annotation of a GenBank genome assembly. Lineage: Eukaryota; Metazoa; Rotifera; Eurotatoria; Adinetida; Adinetidae.